AUGCAGUCAAUUACUUCGUUCCUGGCGUUCUGCGCAUUCCACACGCAGGUGUCCGCCCUGGCACUGCAGGGGGCAGGCGCCAGCGGCCGCGCUGUGGCGGCAGGCCGCGAGGAGGCCGCGCUGAGGUCUGAGAUGAUGUCCGCGAUGAGCAAGCGGCAGCCGUUGAGCAGAACGAAGAUAUUCGAGACCAGCCUGAACUCCUCGAACGACACCUCGAACGAGACCUGCCUGAACGAGACGAUCCCCUGGCUCCAGAUCGGCUUCGCCAUGGACUGCACCGGCAGCACCCAACCGUACCUCGACGCCCUGAAGACGACCGUGUACGACCUGGCGGUCGAGUUCAACGCCUCUGUCAGUCUGUUGCAGAUGGCGUUCCUAUGCUACCGCGACGAAGGUGAUGUGACCCCGCCCCGCUACGAGUGGGCAGUGCAUCCCGAUCCGCUCUCGCACUGGUUUGAGGACCCCGUCCAGCUGCAGAACGAGAUCGCCCCAUUCUACUCCAUGGGCGGCGGCGACUCUCCCGAGGACAACGCCGGCGCGAUGGGGCAAAUGCUGCACAACAAUCCUUGGGAUCCGAGCGCAGUGAAGAUCCUCAUGGUGAUCUCAAAGGACAGGGACUCCAUGAGGACGCCUUACGACACCGACGCCAGCCAGUGCCAGCUCAUGCAGGAUAUCAGGGCUGCGAACAUCAGCCUGAUUCUGGGGCACCUGGACAACGGCGUGCUCACCUCGAUGCUGUACGACUCGACGCACAAGCCCACGGACCCCUGGCGCGGAUGCUACGCGGACCCCUCCGACCCGCACCAGCUGAAGGAGGUCCAGUUCAUGGGCGUCAGCGCCCAUAACUUCAGCUCCAUGCUGAUCGAGGAGAUCUGUGACACCAUCGACGGGCCUUCGGUUCAGGUGGUCCCGACGCCCGCCCCCACCGACGCGGGGGGAGCGACGGACGACCCUCACGUUGUGAACCUCGGCGGCGAGAAGUUCGAUGUCAACAUGCCCGGCAGCUACGUGCUGGUCAGGGCCCCCCGGGACCCGCGGCUGCCCGCCAAGCUCGAGCUGAACGCCUCAGUCCAGCCCUUUGCGGGCCACCCGUGCGGCAACUACAUCCAGAGCGUGGAGCUGAGCGGCGAGUGGCUGGGCGGUCAGGUGGUGCGCGUCGUGCCGCUCCACGCAACGCGGAGGGCCCGAACGGCGCAGGCUACGACGCCACGCUUGAGGUGGCCCAGGCGGCCCACCAGGCGCUGA
Messenger RNA from Prorocentrum cordatum, 1245 nucleotides. The record is from the annotation of a GenBank genome assembly. NCBI's taxonomy places the organism in Eukaryota, Dinophyceae, Prorocentrales, Prorocentraceae.